AUGGUGAAGCAAACCUACACUUGUCAGCGCGUCUGUGCUGCUGCUGGCUUCAGGUGCUGCUCUUAUAUUCCUCCCCUCCCCUCUGAUCUGUCCUCUUUCACCUGCUUUUCCUCUGAAGUCUUGAAGGUGCAUUUGAAGCUCGACCGCAUCAGUCGGCGGAGACAGCGGCGUCUUGGUUUCCUUCCUGGAAGCCCUGUGGCCUCAGGUCAGAGGACGGCUGGGCGUGCGUCCGCUUUAUCUGAGGAAGCAUCAGCCUCCUCCCCCUGCGUGCACCCCCCGGUCUCACAUAAAGACGCCGUCGGCGCACGGAGGAAGAGCAGCAGCGGCGCGGCGUCGUCCAGAACCUCGGCUGCUUCCAUGGCCUGGCUCCAUCAGGGUCGAGGGUCUCCCAGACUGGUCCUGGUGGUGGUGUGUGUGGCUCUGCUGCUGGACAACAUGUUGCUCACUGUGGUCGUGCCCAUUGUCCCGACCUUCCUCUACUCCAUGGAGCAUCCCAGUCCGGAGCCCCAGGCCCAGCCGGUGCCGUCCUCCUCCCCCCGCUCAAAUGCCACCUUUGGCCUACAGGAGGUCCAGACGGAGCCCACGGGCCCGAGUGGCCUGGCCAUAGAGCAGCGGGUCAACAGAACCGAAGACUCCUCCUGCCUUCAGGACAGUGUGUUUCUGGAGCAGGAGAACGUUCGUGUGGGUUUGUUGUUUGCGUCUAAAGCUGUGGUCCAGCUGCUGGUGAACCCGUUUGUGGGUCCGCUCACUAACAGGGUGGGCUAUCACAUCCCCAUGUUUGCUGGCUUCGUCAUCAUGUUCGUGUCGACCAUCAUGUUUGCCUUCUCAGGAACCUACGCGCUGCUGUUCCUGGCUCGCUCUCUGCAGGGAAUCGGCUCGUCCUUCUCCUCGGUGGCAGGUCUGGGCAUGUUGGCCAGCGUCUACACGGACGACGAGCAGCGGGGCGUGGCCAUGGGGGUGGCGCUGGGAGGCCUGGCCAUGGGCGUGCUGGUUGGAGCCCCGUUUGGCAGCGUGAUGUACGACUUUGUGGGGAAGAGCGCCCCCUUCCUUAUCCUGGCCUUCUUGGCCGUGUUUGAUGGAGCGUUACAGCUGUGCAUCCUGCAGCCGUCAAAGAUUUCUCCUGAAAGUGUGGAGGGGACUCCGUUGCUGACGCUUCUCAAGGAUCCGUACAUCCUCAUCAGUGCAGGGUCCUUGUGUUUUGCCAACAUGGGCGUCGCUAUCCUGGAGCCGACGCUGCCCAUCUGGAUGAUGCAGACCAUGUGCUCCCCCAGAUGGCAGCUGGGCAUGGCCUUCCUCCCUGCCAGCGUGUCCUACCUGAUAGGAACCAACCUGUUUGGAGUCUUGGCUAAUAAGAUGGGACGGUGGCUCUGCUCCAUGUUGGGGAUGUUCAUUGUUGGUGUCAGUCUGUUGUGUGUUCCAUUUGCCACCAGCAUUUACGGCCUGAUUGGACCAAACGGGGGUCUUGGUUUCGCUAUAGGCAUGGUGGACUCGUCCAUGAUGGCCAUCAUGGGUUACCUGGUGGACAUCCGCCACGCCUCCGUCUACGGCAGCGUCUACGCCAUCGCCGACGUGGCCUUGUGUUUGGGCUUCGCUAUCGGGCCGUCCACAGGGGGCGCUCUGGUCCAGGCCGUGGGUUUUCCCUUUCUCAUGGUUAUGAUCGGGGUCAUUAACAUUGUCUAUGCUCCGCUCUGCUUCCUGUUACGAAACCCUGCUGUGCGAGAGGAGAAGAUGGCAAUCGUCGACCAGGAGUGUGUGAUGCACAGGAAAAGCUACAACACACACAAUCAGAGAUGCAACUUUCCUCUGAGCGACUACAGCGAAGAGGAGGAAACAGAGGAGUGACACAUGCUGCACAUCACGGUUCACCUACACCCCAGACGUCCUGUCAUCAGUCGGAGAGGAUCAACACUCACAGGCGUUUACUGUUCCUGAGGCGGAAGCUUCCCUCAUUUAAACUCAAAGCACUUCCCUGACUGACCCACUGCAGGCCGGUCGGCUCUGGGCUCAUGAGAAGG
Molecule: messenger RNA, 2015 nt
Organism: Betta splendens (Siamese fighting fish)
Lineage: Eukaryota; Metazoa; Chordata; Actinopteri; Anabantiformes; Osphronemidae
Product: chromaffin granule amine transporter
Exons: 18
Coding region: 1-1842 (613 amino acids)
Biological process (GO): xenobiotic transport; transmembrane transport; aminergic neurotransmitter loading into synaptic vesicle
Cellular component (GO): synaptic vesicle membrane; terminal bouton
Molecular function (GO): serotonin:sodium:chloride symporter activity; xenobiotic transmembrane transporter activity
Source: RefSeq, a predicted model, not a curated record